AUGGAGACAAAAUCUCGCACUCUGGAGAUCACAAUUUUGUCAGCGGAAGAUCUAAGAAUCCAUAACAAAUCGGUUAAAAAGAACGCUUUCGUCGUCGUCCAGACCGACAGUUUUAACUCUAAGACGACGAAGAUGAACGGGAAAGGAGGGAGCUCUCCUUCGUGGAACGAUAAACUAGUGAUGGACAUGCCCAUGCACACACACUUCGUCACGCUCCAAGUCAAUUGCAAGUCCUCAGGUGGUAGGGAUAAAACCGUCGGACUUGUAAGAAUACCGGUGACGGAUUUUAUCGGAGGGUAUUCUCCCGAGACUUGCUUACAGUUCUUGAGUUACCGAUUAAGAGAUCCAAAGGGACUCAAGAACGGAAUCCUUAACGUUUCUAUAAGACUAAAAGAACCCUUACAAGCUUGUUCUUCCCAGGCUGUAGCGUCUGGGCUUGGGAUCCCCAUCGACGGACGAAAUGAUUUUGGAGUUGUUACUGGGAUUCCCAUUUGUAGUGGCUAUCCAUCUACUGCUUUCUUUAGAUGA
This is a messenger RNA of Gossypium arboreum, 528 nucleotides long. Its product is annotated as BON1-associated protein 2-like. Bases 1 to 528 code for a protein of 175 amino acids. The transcript has a single exon. The record is from RefSeq and is a predicted model, not a curated record. Gene Ontology annotation, biological process: defense response. Lineage: Eukaryota; Viridiplantae; Streptophyta; Magnoliopsida; Malvales; Malvaceae.